Messenger RNA from Acomys russatus (golden spiny mouse), 868 nucleotides. RefSeq names its product nucleophosmin/nucleoplasmin 2 (gene Npm2). NCBI's taxonomy places the organism in Eukaryota, Metazoa, Chordata, Mammalia, Rodentia, Muridae. Gene Ontology annotation, molecular function: histone binding; chromatin binding; RNA binding. Gene Ontology annotation, biological process: positive regulation of DNA replication; chromatin remodeling. The transcript is spliced from 8 exons. The record is from RefSeq and is a predicted model, not a curated record. Bases 156 to 800 code for a protein of 214 amino acids. Gene Ontology annotation, cellular component: nucleolus; cytoplasm; nucleoplasm.
AGCAAGCCUUCCUUACAGAAGACUGUGAGCUAGCUUCUGCAUUACUCAGGAAACAGUGAUAACAGCUGAGCUCAAAGCAGGGACGCAGGACUUUGUCUCACUGCAGACUCACUUCUGCCACCCAAUACCUCCACCAAGCCACCUGGCAACGCGCCAUGAGUCGCCACAGCACCAGCAGUGGGACUGAAACUACGGCGAAGACCGUGCUCUGGGGUGGUGAGCUCAGUCAGGAGAAGCAGAUUUGUACCUUUAAACCCCAAGGCCAAGGCGAGAGGAAGGACAACUGUAAACUCUUGCUCAGCACGAUCUGCUUGGGGGAGAAAGCCAGAGAGGAGAUGAAUCGUGUGGAAAUCCUGCCGCCAGCAAACCAGGAGGACAGAAAACCACCAGUCACCAUCGCCACGCUGAAGGCCUCAGUCCUGCCUAUGGUCACAGUGAUAGGCAUGGAGCUUUCUCCUCCAGUGACUUUUCGGCUCCGGGCUGGCUCAGGACCUGUGUUCCUCAGCGGCCAGGAAUGUUAUGAAACUUCAGACCUAUCCUGGGAAGAGGAAGAGGAGGAGGAGGACGAGGAGGAUGAGGAGGACGAGGAGGAAGAGGAGGAGGUGGAUAUAUCGUUAGAGGACAUCCCUACCAAGCAAGUCAAGAGAGUGGCUCCUCAGAAGCAGGCAGGCACAGCUAAGAGAAAAAGAAUGGAAAAAGAAGAGGAGGAGCCAGUAGUAAGGCCCAGCCCUCAGGACAAGAGCCCCUGGAAGAAGGGGAAAGCUACACCCAAACCUAAGAAGCCGCCAUCCAAGAAAUGAAGAGCUCACCUUGGCAUCUCCCAUCUCCAAGGGAGGAUGGCUACCAGCUGUGCUCUGGUGCAGGGGUC